UAAAAGAGAUAUGUUUAGCACAUCAAUUAUCGAUCCAAUUUGGAAACCACGUUUUUAUGUCCCAAAGGAUUUGUAGCUUUUGUGGGAUCAAAGUUGUUGAUCAUAGAGGACCAACGGGGAUCAGAUGUCCAAAGAACAUAUCUUAUGACUUUUCUUUUGAUACACGUAAUCAGGGACAGGGUGCUGAUGCUAUGUCUUUAGAAAAUCUUUCUUCCACCCCCGAUAAAAGUGAAAAUGGCGCGCUGGAAACCAUGGCGGGUAAUGUACCCAAAACCCCGAAACAAAGCCUUGACGAGACUUUGUCAGCUCUAGAACAAGAGAAUGAAAAACUUUUAGAAGAAAUUAAAUUGCGUGAACUUGUCGAAAAGAACAAAACUCUGAAAAAGAAACUUAAGCAAACAGACUUUAACGUGAAACAAAAACAGGACCAAACUAACAAAAUUGAUUUAAAAUCCUUGAGAAAAGACGAAGACUUGAAACAGAAAAUAACAGAAAAACAGAAAGGAUUAGUGAGCAAAUUAUUCAUAUCUGAUGAUUCCGAUAGUGAUACAGAAUCAGAAGGUGAGAUUCAUUUCACACAAACAUUCAAAACACUUAACUAUCCUAAAUUCAAACUCAAAAAGAAUAAAAACCUUUCAAAAUCUGGUUCGUCUAGAAAAUCUAGUGAUAAGGCAAUUUUUCAUAUCGCAUGGCCUCAUGAGUUUGCCGGGAGUGACGAUAUCGAAUUCAUGUCCUUAAGUAUGCCUGCUCUUGUCAGGGGAGAAAAUUACAUUAUACAUAAUAUUGAACCCGCAGAAUAUAGAGACAAACGUGCUGAACAUCUGACACAGCUUAUGUUUUAUAGUGAACAAUUUAUAUGGUCUGAUGUGCUUGCAUUUCACAAAGAUGUACUACGAGAAAUAGAAACUGGUCGUGCUUCAUGGAAUGACAAUUUUGAAUUUUGCAAAGCACGUCGCUUGCAUCAGUCUCAUCCUAGGUUUUAUUGUUCAGCUUACAACAAAGGUUCAUGCAACAAAAAAGAAUUACACAAAAAUACUCUGGGUUUAUUGGAGGAACAUUUCUGUAGUUCAUGCUGGAUUAAACGAAAAACUAUAAUGAAUCAUGCUGCUAAAGACUGUCAAAGUCAAAAACAGUUCCAGGGUAAUGCAGGUCGAGGUCGAGGUUCAGACUAUGUCCAAAAUUGGCAACAUGACUUUCCUGCACACAGAUGACUAGGAAAAAAACCAGAUCAGACGAAUGGCUAUCACUUCGUCGGAAAGCAAGAACAGUGUUAAAAGCAGCUUUCAGACCGGGAACUUUUAAAAAUUUGAGGACUCAGCUAAAUACAUACCUUUUGUUUUGUGAAAAAUUUUGUAGAUCAGCAUUUCCUGUUGAUCAAGAGACACUCUGCGGAUAUGUGUGUUUUUUGUCAGAUAACUUUAAGAAUAGUGGAUCCGUUAGAAAUUACUUAUCAGGUGUUAAAACGUGGGCCAUUCUGUUAAAUUUUGAUACUGAGGAGUUUAAUUCACCGUCGCUCAGGCUAACCUUGUCAGGUAUUGACAAGCUUAAUACUAAUAUUCCAAAUAUAAAAUUACCAUUUGAACCAUAUCAUUUGAACCGCAUGUUUGAAGUCCUAGAUAUGACAAGUGUACAGGAUGCUGUGAUGUGGGCUGUUAUUAUGAUAAGCUUUUAUGCUAUGCUUAGAAAAUCACAAUUCGCUAACAAUUCAAGGACAACGUUUAACCCUAAGGAGCAGUUAACCAGAGGUGAUAUUCAAAUUACUGAGGAAGGAUUAAUUAUCGAUAUACAGUGGUCAAAAACUAGUCAAAAACAUAAAAAUAUUCACCAGAUUCCUCUUAAAAGAGUCGAGGAUUGUACUCUAUGCCCGGUACUGGCUUAUUCUAGAAUGGUAACAAUGUUGCCUGCACUACCAGGAGAACCCGCUUUCGGUCUAAGUGAUAGUAAGGGAAAGAUUUGUGCCUUUUCAAAGUCAGACAUAGACAAAAUUCUUCACAAACUCUUAGUGCGUUGUGGAAUAGACACUUCACAAUACUCGUUUCACAGCUUGCGUAGAGGCGGUGCAACUUGUGCAUCAGCUGCUGGAUGCUCAGACUCAGAAAUUUGUACAAUAGGCAAUUGGACUUCCUCUUGCUACAAGGGCUACAUCAAACACUCUACUGACAAACUUUAUUACAUUUCAAGCAAGAUGGGACUUUUUUGCAAACUUUCCAACUGAUAAACAUCCAUGAUAAAUUUUAUUUUGUCCUUCCUUCUGAUUU
Molecule: messenger RNA, 2258 nt
Organism: Mytilus trossulus (common blue mussel)
Lineage: Eukaryota; Metazoa; Mollusca; Bivalvia; Mytilida; Mytilidae
Exons: 2
Coding region: 57-1211 (384 amino acids)
Biological process (GO): DNA integration; DNA recombination
Molecular function (GO): DNA binding
Source: RefSeq, a predicted model, not a curated record